CCUGGCGGGAGCGUGCCACGUGGCUGUAGAAACUGGCGCAGGCGUCGUGGCGACACCUCUGAGGUAGGCUAAGGACUUGGGCGCCUGUGCAGUCAGGACCCCACGCGGGCGCAGGGGUGGGUAUUGCCUGGCGCUCCACCAGACACAGGAUGCUGCCCUGGCUUGGGCCGUGGGGCACCGGCCAGCAGGAGGCCAACGAGGAGGCAGGCCUGUCCACGGGCAGUGACCACGGCGGGGACUGGAGCUGUGGAGAGGAAACCGCGGAAAAGCCAGGACCGCCGGCGCAGGACAGUCCACAGCCCCAGGCCCUCAGCCCAUCUGAGCCCGGAAGAAAGCUGCCGCCUCCGACCUCCAAUCACCUGGCUCCUGAGCGGACUGUGGAAGCCCCAGUACCUCUUUCUCCCCAGAUGACUUCCCAGGCCACCCCCUCAAGGAUGACCCCGCUGCCACUUUGGGAUCCCAUUCACGAGGCUAAUGCAAGACCUCAGCUGGUGGGGCCCAGCUGUGGGUCAGGCGCAUCUUUGUCCGGCAGGACACUGUGUCAUCCUUCCUGGCCUAUGUAUGAUGACUGGGGCAGGGUCCCUACCUCAGGGCAUCCAGAAGAAGCACAAGUGUCCAAGGAUACAGGGCUCCCAGUGACAGGCUAUGAAGAUGUCUUUCUCUUGGACCCUCUGCUACCCUGUGGGCAGCGUGUUCCCCUGUACCUGUCCAAGCCCCCUCAGCAGGCAGUGGGCACUCGGAAGCUGCUGCUCCCACCCCCCAUCAUGUCCUCGUCUGUGCGCCCCUCCUCAUCCCAGGCCUGCUCUUCCACCUGGCUCAGUGAGGCAGAGAUGAUCGCCCUGACUGGCCUGCUGCAGAUGAGCCAGGGAGAGCUGAGACCUAACUCCUUGGCAAGCCCUCUGACCUCUACCAGCUGCCAAGACCCUGGCUCUGCCUCUGAAGACCCAGGCCCCAGUGGUGGCCAGAGCUGUUCUGGAAGCACUGAUGCAUGUCCCACACAGACCCCAGAUACCCACUGUCCAUAGUGCCUUCCCUCAGCUAGUUCUGGCUUCUCCCCCGAGCUGUUUUGCUGACAAUAAAUCACCGUUAGUUUGCAAA
Messenger RNA from Cricetulus griseus (Chinese hamster), 1098 nucleotides. NCBI's taxonomy places the organism in Eukaryota, Metazoa, Chordata, Mammalia, Rodentia, Cricetidae. The record is from RefSeq and is a predicted model, not a curated record.